AUUUAUUUACAUUUUUGUCAUUUGAUAAAUAAUUUUUGUAUAUCAAAACAGAUAAACCUAAACUUUUUCCUUUUAUUUUACCUAUAAAAAUAGGGGACAUUUUUAUACUAAAAUAAAAUUUUAUAGUUUCAUUACAAUUAGACGCUUCUCCCUACUCCAUUAAUGGAUUUUUUCCAUCCCCACCCAAUCCCACGAGUCCAUCACCUCCUCCUUCCACAUAUAUAACAAAAAAAAAAACGUAUAAAAUACCAAUACAAAAUUACAAAUACAUUCAAAGUUCCCAAAAAAACUCACACUCACUUUGUCUUUCACCUUGAACCACUCAACCAAAAAACACAAAAUGCAAAUCCUCCAAACACCAUUCACCCUUCCAAAACCCCAAUUUCCUCACACUCAACUAUCCUCCUCCAAUUCAAUCUCCCCACUCUCUCUCCUCCCUCACUUCUCCACCCUCUCCCUCCAACACCAUCACCGCCGUCCACCAACCACUCUCAUCCGCAUGGGCGGAGGCCCAAGAACCUACCCGGGCGGCGUCUCGAAAUGGGAAUGGAAACGAAUGCAGGCAAAGAAAGCCAAGCAACUCCUCAAAGCCCGCCUCUCUCGCGAGCGUCAGAUCUACGAGAUGCGCAAGCGUGCUGAACUAAAGGCCGCUGUAUCCGAUCUUGAACGCCCUUGGGAGGUUGUUCAGAAGGGUGCUCCCAAAAGCUCAUCUUCGAUUUUCUCUGUUUCGGCUGAUGAACAAGUUAAGGUUUUAGCUGAUAGGUUUCAGAAACCUGGGGGUUUUGAUUUGUGGUCUGAAAAUGAUGGCCCUCAGAUUUUUCAUACUCAUGAGAAUUUGCCCUCUGCUAGGUUUUUUCCUAAGGGGGUUGUUCACAGUGUUAAGCCGUAUGGUAAUUGCAUCUAUGAUGGGUUUAAUUCGAGUGGAAAUCGGAAAUCGAGUGUUGGGAAUUUGAGUUCAAAGGGUGGAAUUCGGAAGCAGAAAGAGGUUCGUGGUGAGGCGGGUUCGAAAUCAAGUGCCGGAAAUUCACGCUCAAAGGGUAGAUUUCGCAAGGUGAAGGAUAGUGUGGAUGGUGGUGAUGGAAUUGGGAGGAAUUUGAUAAAUGUGAGGAGAGAAGAGGGCAUUGAGGAAGCGAAUUCGAAACCGAGGAAUGAUAAAUUGAAGGGUUAUGGAAGACGACGGACGAAUUCGAAAACUGGUGAAGAGGUAUAUGAUAUGAGCUUGCAAGGUGAUGGAAGUUAUGGUAUUAGUGGGAGCAAGAAAGAUGAUAAAUUGAGGAGAUAAAUAGGCUAUAUGUGAUGUACAUAAGUUAUUUUGAUUUUGAUAAUUUUGGUGUAUAUUUUGUACUGUGUUAGUAUUUUUGACUUUAAAGUUGAACCAAGCUGAAAUUGGACUUUUACUACCUAAAUAGUAAGUAUAUAGUCUUGUUUAUUAUGUAGAAUAACAUUGUAAAAAGGAAAAUAUUACUUCUA
Chenopodium quinoa (quinoa) is the source of this 1470-nucleotide messenger RNA. RefSeq lists its product as uncharacterized. The coding region runs from base 341 to 1282 and encodes 313 amino acids. NCBI's taxonomy places the organism in Eukaryota, Viridiplantae, Streptophyta, Magnoliopsida, Caryophyllales, Amaranthaceae. The transcript has a single exon. The record is from RefSeq and is a predicted model, not a curated record.